GCACCUGUCACAGAAGCAGCAGGGCUGCGCUCGGCCGCAGGACGCGCCGCCGCACUGUCCCCCCCGGAGAGCGCGUCAGGACGAAAGGGGAGAAGAGCGGGCCUCCCUCAGGCAGUCGUGCUGACCCCAGGGCCGGGGCGCCGCGACUUGCUCCGUCACCGGGACCGGAGGCGACCGGACGUCGGACGCGGCACGAGCUUUCCGAUUCCAUCAGCACAGCGCCUAGAACUCUCCUCCUUACCCAGCUCGGAUCGUGUUUCUAUCAGGCACCAGCACGGCUUGCGUGGACCCCCAGAGAAAGAAGCAGAGGUUAACGUCUCAGCCGAGAACGCCACAGGCGAAGCCCGCCGGGGCCAUCGCGGCAGGGAAGACGCUCGGGGCACCUUCGCCCCUUCGCUUCCCGCCCCAGCGCCCCGCCUCUAUGACGCCACACGCCGCGCCGCCGGGGUGCGUCAUCGCGGCGCGCCGCCACCCGGCUCUGCGCUCAGAGGGGCCAUGGCGGAGGUGGGCCGGGUGGCGGUGCGCGACCCCGGCGCGCUGCUCCCGGGGGGCUUCUGGGCGGCGGUGGCCGUGUGGCUGGAGAGGCCGCAGGUGGCCAACAAGCGGCUGUGUGGCGCCCGCCUGGAGGCGCGGCGGAGCGCCGUCCUGCCCCGGGCCGAGGACCGCGGCGCCCGGCCGAGCGCAGGCCCCGAGCAGCCCCGGGGCCGCCGCCAACAGGGCGGGGACCAGACGGAAGCGGCCGCGGCGCCUCCGCCCGCAGGGGCCCCCGGCCGGUCCGGCGCGGCUGGAGUCGGGGAGCGCGGCGUCCCCGCCGCGGCGCUGGACGCCCUCUGGGCCGCCUUCUCCCGGAGCCUCGCCGGCGGCGGUCCGGAGAUGCCGGCCUUCCUCGCCGGCUCCCGGGCGGGGGCGCGGCCAGGGCCGCAGCACGAGCUGGACCUGGUGCUCAGAACCGUCAUCCCGAAAACGAGCCCGCGCCAGCCGCUUCUGGCUCCGCGGAGAGAAAUGGUCGUGCAAGAUGUUCUCAAUGGAACUGUAACUUUUUUGCCUUUGGAAGAAGAUGAUGAAGGGAAUUUAAAGGUCAAGAUGAGCAAUGUGUAUCAAGUUCAGCUCAGUCGUUGCAAAGGAGAAUGGUUCAUAUCUAUUUUAAUUUUCUGUCCAGAAAGAUGGCAUUCAGAUGGAAUUGUUUAUCCCAAACCCACCUGGCUUGGGGAGGAGUUGCUGGCUAGGUUGGCCAGGUGGUCCGUGGAGAGCGGGAAGAGUGGAUUUAAGAGCACGCUGUCCCUCAUUUCCGUUCUGAAGUACAGCAGGACCUACCAGGAGCUUAAGGAGAAGUAUAAAGACAUGGUCAAGGUGUGGCCUGAAGUAACUGAUCCUGAGAAGUUUGUUUAUGAAGAUGUGGCUAUUGCGGCCUACCUGCUGAUUCUAUGGGAAGAAGAAAGAGCUGAGCGGGGAGUGACAGCUAAGCAGUCCUUUGUUGACUUAGGAUGUGGAAAUGGUCUCCUGGUCCAUAUACUGAGCAGUGAGGGGCAUCCAGGCAGAGGGAUUGAUGUCCGAAGAAGAAAAAUCUGGGACCUUUAUGGACCACAGACUUGCUUGGAGGAAGGUGCGAUCACACCAAAUGAUAAGACCCUUUUCCCUGACGUUGAUUGGUUAAUUGGUAACCAUUCCGAUGAACUAACACCAUGGAUACCUGUCAUGGCAGCCAGGUCCUCCUACAGCUGCUGCUUCUUCGUCCUUCCCUGCUGCUUCUUUGACUUUGUUGGAAAGUACCAGCGGAGGCAGAGUGAGAAGACUCAGUACCGGGGAUACCUUGAUUUCAUUAGAGAAGUGGGGUCGGCCUGUGGAUUUCACGUAGAGGAGGACUGCCUGAGAAUUCCUUCUACCAAGAGAGUUUGUCUCAUUGGGAAGUCUAGAACAUACCCGCCCUCCGGAGAAGUUUCCCUCGAUGAGCAGAGAACCCAGUACAUCAGCAGCAGGCGGGGCUGCCCUGUGGGCCCACCUGGUGAGGAGCCUGCCCCUGGUCCCCCCAGGGUUGCUGCCGGCGGUGCCCAUCACCCUGGUGGUCACAGAGCCUUGGACGCUGAGGCUGGGCACAGGCCCCAGGCCCAGGCCGCAGGACUCUGGCUGCCUGGAUUUCACCCCAGAGAAAAAGCUCAACGCGUAAGGAACUGUGCUGCCCUCCCUCGAGACUUUAUUGACCAAGUGGUUUUGCAAGUGGCAGAUUUGUUAUUAGGUGGGAAGCAGUUAACCACAGGAAGUUCUCCAGGUGGCAGUCUGAAGACCUGGAAUCGAGGAGAGAGCCUUUCCUUGGCUGAAGUAGCUGGUGAGCUGGGCAGGGAGACUCUGCGGAGACUGAAGCGAGAAUGUGGAGGCUUGCAGACGCUGCUUAAAAACAACCAUCAGGUGUUUGAAGUUCUGGAUGGGAGAGUUCACAUUCGCGACUGGAGAGAAGAGAGGCUACAGAAGAAAAGGCAACCAGAAGCAAAACGGAGACUGGUUCCUGAAGCUUUCAAAACCCGCAUCUGUUGGUUUUUCACUCAUCACCCUGAUGGUUGUGUUCUGCCUUCACACUGCUGCCCGUUUGCCCACGGGCCUGGGGAGCUGCGGCCGUCCCCGGCUACCAGGAAGAAAGAGCGGGUUUUGUGAGCUGCUCUGUCCUGCGAGUGGAGGCCUGCCCUGGUGCAGGGAGGCCACGUCAAGAGAGAUGUCCUGGCUCCUCUGAGCCCUGCAGCUGCUGUGCUGGUGGUGGUCACAGUUGGACGGUCCUAUUGUCCUCUGAUCUCCGUGGUAACGUAGUUACGUGACAUGUUCAUGGGAAGCUAGAGUCACUCCUUGUCACUCCUAGAAAGUGAGUCUGAAAGUUCUCGCAGUGUCUUGGAGUCCAGAACACGUGGGAAGUGCUUGAGCCAGCCCUUUUGGGCACCAUCUGGCUCGCCUGACUCGUCGCGUCGGGGUGUGAGAAGAGCAGGGGACCCCGAGCGGUGAGCCGUUCCUGCCAGCAGCUGGCUGAGCGGAGUUCCGCUGCUCUGGGUGCUGACCUCCCUCUCUCCUGCCUUCUCCUCCGGAUCUCCCCGCAAGCACUGUUAGUUCUUUUGAUUCCAGAAAAAAAAAAUCCUAAUGUAUUUCUAUUUAAAAUUAUUUUUACACUUUUACCCGGAA
This is a messenger RNA of Diceros bicornis minor, 3159 nucleotides long. RefSeq names its product tRNA methyltransferase 44 homolog (gene TRMT44). Gene Ontology annotation, molecular function: tRNA (uridine) methyltransferase activity. The record is from RefSeq and is a predicted model, not a curated record. NCBI's taxonomy places the organism in Eukaryota, Metazoa, Chordata, Mammalia, Perissodactyla, Rhinocerotidae. Gene Ontology annotation, biological process: tRNA methylation.